CACUUAUAAGAAUGAAAAUUCUGUGUCGUUAACUGAUCUAGGGUUUUUCCAAGUUUUUGUUGAAAUCAAUAGGUUCCAAUUAGGUUUUCGUGAAUAAUGGCACGUUUGGUUCUUCCAUCGAAGACUCUGGCUUUUUCCACGAAGAGUCUACUGAGUUUGAUCUCACCUGCUCCUCUUCAGAUUAGUUGCAGCGUUAAUUGUUUACGGAAGACUUCGAAAAGUAGUGUCAGAUAUAGACAUUUCCUUGCAUCAGAGGUUGUUCUCCGAAAGAAUUGUUGCCCGUUUUAUUCUUCGGUACCGAAGGUCAAGAAAGCGAGUAGGAAGCUAAUUUGUUCGGUUGCCACCGAAUCAAAGCAAGUUGAAGAUUCUAAAAUGGCGCAGCCAAGAGAAAUAUUCUUAAAGGAUUACAAAAAGCCUGAUUACUUCUUUGAGACUGUGGAUCUGAAAUUUUCCUUAGGAGAGGAGAAGACAAUAGUUAGUUCUAAAAUUGCUGUGUUUCCUCGCGUUGAAGGUUCUUCUCCCCCGCUAGUUUUAGAUGGACAAGACAUGACUUUAGUUUCAGUUCAGAUUAAUGGCAAGGCCUUGAAGGAGGAAGAUUAUCAUUUGGAUGCACGCCAUCUAACAAUCCAAUCACCUCCUAGUGGUAAAUAUGAUCUUGAAAUUGUUACCGAGAUUCUCCCACAGAAAAACACAUCAUUGGAGGGACUUUACAAGUCAUCCGGGAAUUUCUGUACUCAAUGUGAGGCUGAAGGCUUCCGUAAAAUCACAUAUUAUCAGGAUCGGCCUGAUAUAAUGGCAAAGUAUACAGUUCGCAUUGAGGCAGACAAAGCACUGUAUCCAGUAUUGUUGUCUAAUGGAAACCUGGCUGGACAGGGUGACUUGGAGGGUGGCAAACAUUAUGCUGUUUGGGAGGACCCCUUCAAGAAACCUUGUUAUCUGUUUGCCUUAGUCGCUGGGCAAUUGGCGAGCAGAGAUGACACAUUUACUACCCGCUCAGGAAGGAAGGUGUCCCUUAGGAUCUGGACGCCUGCAGAUGACGUACCUAAGACUGCACAUGCUAUGUAUUCUCUGAAAGCAGCUAUGAAGUGGGAUGAAGAUGUUUUUGGACUUGAAUAUGAUCUGGAUCUCUUCAACAUUGUUGCUGUCCCAGAUUUUAAUAUGGGAGCCAUGGAAAACAAAAGUUUGAAUAUUUUCAAUUCCAAGCUUGUACUGGCUUCUCCAGAGACUGCUUCGGAUGCAGAUUAUGCUGCAAUAUUGGGAGUUAUUGGCCACGAGUAUUUCCACAAUUGGACUGGCAACAGAGUGACAUGCCGCGACUGGUUCCAGCUUAGUCUGAAGGAAGGUCUCACUGUUUUUCGUGAUCAGGAAUUCUCAUCUGACAUGGGAAGCCGUACUGUAGAGCGGAUUGGCGAUGUUUCAAAACUUAGGAAUUACCAGUUUCCACAGGAUGCCGGUCCCAUGGCCCAUCCAGUGCGACCACACUCUUACAUCAAGAUGGACAACUUCUACACAGUCACGGUCUAUGAAAAGGGGGCUGAAGUUGUUCGAAUGUACAAAACCUUAUUGGGAAGUCAAGGGUUCCGAAAGGGGAUGGAUCUUUAUUUUAAGAGACAUGAUGGGCAAGCUGUAACAUGUGAAGAUUUUUUCGCUGCCAUGCGAGAUGCAAAUAAUGCUGAUUUUGCAAAUUUCCUAUCGUGGUACUCUCAAGCUGGGACUCCUAUUGUUAAAGUAAAUACUUCUUAUAAUACAGAAGGACACACAUUUACUUUGAAGAUCAGUCAAGAGAUACCACCAACUCCAGGGCAGUCCGUUAAGGAACCCAUGUUCAUUCCUAUUGCAGUAGGUUUGCUUGAUUCGACUGGCAAGGACAUUCCUCUUUCCUCUAUUUAUCAUGACGGGGCUUUGCAAUCUGUUUCAAGCAAUGACCAAUCAGUCUCCACUACAGUCCUUAGAGUCACUAAGAAAGAAGAAGAGUUUGUAUUCACUGAUAUCUUUGAGAGGCCUGUUCCAUCUUUGUUAAGGGGAUAUAGUGCUCCUAUUCGACUUGAAUCUGAUGUCACUGAUGAUGACCUGUUUUUCCUAUUAGCCAAUGAUUCUGAUGAAUUCAACCGAUGGGAGGCCGGACAAAUUUUGGCAAGAAAGUUGAUGCUCAACUUGGUGGAUGAUUUCCAAAAUAAUAAACCCUUGGUUCUGAAUUCCAAUUUUCUUGAUGGGUUCAGUCGUAUCCUAUCUGACUCAAGUCUGGACAAAGAAUUUGUGGCUAAGGCAAUAACUCUGCCUGGUGAGGGAGAAAUAAUGGACUUGAUGAAAGUUGCAGACCCUGACGCUGUUCAUACUGUUCGGUCUUUCAUCAGGAAGCAGCUUGCGAGUGAACUGAGAUCAGAAUUCCUUAGCACAGUAGAAAAUAAUAGGAACUCAGGAGAAUAUGUGUUCGAUCAUUCAAACAUGGCCAGACGAGCUUUGAAGAACAUUGCUCUUGCUUAUCUUGCAUCCCUCGAGGAGCAAGAAUUCACCAACCUUGCACUUCAAGAAUACAAAACUGCUACAAAUAUGACCGAGCAGUUUGCAGCAUUGGCUUCCGUAGCCCAGAACCCUGGUAAAACUCGUGAUGAUGUUCUUGCUGACUUUUAUAACAAGUGGCAGAAUGAUUACUUGGUGGUGAACAAAUGGUUUGCUCUUCAAGCAGUGUCUGAUGUUCCUGGUAAUGUUGAGAAUGUGCGGAAACUGUUGAACCACCCAGCAUUUGACUUGCGCAAUCCCAACAAAGUGUACUCUCUCAUUGGAGGUUUCUGUGGGUCUCCUGUGAACUUCCAUGCAAAGGAUGGCUCGGGCUACGAGUUUUUGGGUGAUAUUGUGCUGCAACUUGACAAAAUAAAUCCUCAGGUCGCCUCAAGAAUGGUGUCGGCCUUCUCAAGAUGGAAGCGUUAUGAUGAAACCAGACAAAAACUUGCAAAGGCCCAGCUUGAGAAGAUCAUGUCUACCAAUGGCCUAUCAGAGAAUGUGUUCGAAAUUGCUUCAAAAAGCUUAGCUGCUUAAAGUGCCAAUGGCGGGUAAGAAAAACUAUGAAGCCGUCUUUUAAACUGUUGUGGCGUAUUUUUAGCCAAAUAACCGUUUCUGUGAGCUCAAUAGCCUGUACAAGGUUUCCGCCAUUGGUAUCCCUUACACAUACUUGCAUGUCUCAAAUUGGGGUCGUUUCCUUUUCCGGAUUUCGGUAUUGAUCUUCCAUGGAUUUACACAUUAUUUAUAUGCAAUAAAGAAAAGAACGGAAGUAUAUUUUAUUUGAUUUCUCUAGGUUCAGCAAUAUAACAAAAGUUAGACUGUGAUAACUCUGCUGUCUUGUUGAUGAUAUCAUUAGCAAAAUAGUUUUAUUUGAUCGGUGAUUAUAAAAUCUUGACUUUGAA
Molecule: messenger RNA, 3401 nt
Organism: Trifolium pratense (red clover)
Lineage: Eukaryota; Viridiplantae; Streptophyta; Magnoliopsida; Fabales; Fabaceae
Product: puromycin-sensitive aminopeptidase
Exons: 32
Coding region: 97-3036 (979 amino acids)
Biological process (GO): proteolysis
Cellular component (GO): chloroplast
Molecular function (GO): metallopeptidase activity; zinc ion binding
Source: RefSeq, a predicted model, not a curated record